Staurois parvus is the source of this 298-nucleotide messenger RNA. The record is from the annotation of a GenBank genome assembly. Lineage: Eukaryota; Metazoa; Chordata; Amphibia; Anura; Ranidae.
CAGGGGUGGACUGACCAUUCGAGCACAGGGGCACUGCCUGAGGGCCCGGGGUCAGUAGGGGGCCCCAUGAGAUGCCCCUGGUACCUUUCAUUGGCUUUUUUCAUAGGCUUUUUUGGGUGUGGGCGAGGACACAGGGGCUCCAUGAUCCCCUAUUGCCCGGGGGCCCCAUGAGUUGUCAGUCCGCCCUGCUCUAGACAUGCUGUGUCCCACCUAUCUGUAUUUUUCUGUUGUAUUGCAUUGUAUCAGCCCUGGGCACAACAAGAAAAACAUGUGCAGUAGGGCCCACCACAUUGCAACG